AUGGCUUCCCAAGUGAAUGGAGACCAGCCCAGUUCGCCAUCAAGCCAACCCCAGGAGGUUAUCACCUCACAACCAAGCACUCCAUCAGGAACUGCAACACCUUUACUCCAUUCGAACCCACUCCAAAUUGUCGUCCCUUAUCUCUGGCCUCAGCCUUACGGAAAGGUUUUCCAUGGUCUUUAUACCAACGGAGGUUUUUUUUCGGUCCCGAAGUCUAGUGACGUUGUGUGGAAUCGAUGGAUCAAUGGGAAUAUCCCUCCAGUUUAUGGUGUACAGAUAUUCACGAGUACCCAAAAACCCCAAGUCCGCCGAGCUAAACGUGGUACCGAAACAUCGCAUCGACUUCGGGUUAGUCGAGUACCUGUAGAUCUUCGAUUCGGACACAAAGAAUUUACUCUAGAGGAUACCAUCCUUCUCGACCACGAAACCACCAUCGAAGUCUGUUUAAAGGUCAAGCCGGUCAUCAGCAGUACUUUUGCAAUCAUAGACUUGGUCUUCAAGCAGGUAUCGGCGAUUUUUCCUCUCGCCAAAAUUACAGGCGUUUCCCCGAAUACUUUGAAUUACAUCUCGUGCGCUCUAUCGCUGCUUGCGUUCUUUACUGUUCUUGAAGAAACAUUCCAGCUGUGGGAUCGAAACACCAAUACUGUAGCAUUCGAUGUGAUCUACGACCAAGACUACGAUAACGUCGCCAUCGAGGGUACGUCUUGGACUGGGAAAUCGUACUUUGUGGGACUUUCCGACAUGCCGAGGCUUCCACCAUGA
Orbilia oligospora ATCC 24927 is the source of this 762-nucleotide messenger RNA. RefSeq lists its product as uncharacterized. NCBI's taxonomy places the organism in Eukaryota, Fungi, Ascomycota, Orbiliomycetes, Orbiliales, Orbiliaceae. The transcript is spliced from 3 exons. The record is from RefSeq and is a predicted model, not a curated record. Bases 1 to 762 code for a protein of 253 amino acids.